AUGGCAACGGAUAUGCAGAAACUGCUUGGAACUAGUGAAGAGGAAGAUGACGAAGACAUGGAUAUGGACGUCAAGGAAGAAGAUGAUAGAGACCGACGUAACAGAGGAACACACGCAGCUUCGGGCAGUAGUAAUGACGAGUUCAUGUUUCAGCAAGAUCAAGUGGGCACUCCCGGGGGAGGAGGAAGUCGCAGAAGUAGACCUGUUGAAGAGAAGGAGCGAACAAAGCUGAGAGAGAGGCAUCGAAGGGCUAUAACUGCAAGGAUCCUAGGAGGGUUACGAAGGCAUGGGAAUUAUAAUCUGAGGGUCAGAGCUGAUAUUAAUGAUGUUAUUGCGGCUUUGGCCAGGGAAGCUGGUUGGGUUGUUCUUCCUGAUGGAACUACUUUUCCAUCCAAAUCUCAGGGGACAAAGCCUCCUGGUGGUUCUACUGCGGUUGUUGCAGGUUCAUCAGCUUCCCACAUGGCAGCACAGCAAUCCCCACCUCCUGCUGUUAGAAGAGUAUCAUCUGAGCUUAGAAGCCCAGUGGAGCUCAGUUCUUGCCGUAUGAAAGGUGUUUUCAAACCCGCUCAAUCGCCAUAUGAUUUACCCCCAACUCAGUCUCCAGAACUGGUUGGCAGUGCAAAUAAGGCUGAUGGGCUUGUUGGUUGUUCAGUCGACGUUAUCAACUCUAAACAGAUUCUUGAGAUUCCUCCAAAUCUGGCCGAGCAAGAUUUCUCUGGCACUCCUUAUGUUCCGGUUUAUGUGAUGUUACCACUUGGAGUUAUCAAUAUGAAGUGUGAAUUGGCUGAUCGAGACGGACUGCUAAAGCACUUACGGAUAUUGAAGUCAAUCCAUGUAGAUGGGGUUAAAGUAAAUUGCUGGUGGGGAAUAGCUGAGGGUCAUACCCCCCAGGAGUAUAAUUGGAAUGGUUAUAGGCAGCUUUUUCAGAUAGUCCGUGAUCUUAAUCUUAAGAUACAGGUUCUAAUGUCAUUUCAUGAAUGUGGAGGCAAUGUUGGUGAUGAUGUUUGCAUUCCACUUCCUCAUUGGGUUGCAGAAGUCGGUCGCACCAAUCCUGACAUAUAUUUCACUGAUAGAGAAGGAAGAAGAAACCCAGAAUGCCUUUCUUGGGGUAUUGACAAGGAACGUGUUUUAAGAGGACGAACUGCACUUGAGGUGUACUUUGAUUACAUGAGAAGUUUUCGGAUAGAACUUGCGGAUUUUAUAGAGGACGGUGUAAUAUCUAUGGUUGAAAUUGGACUAGGCCCCUGUGGAGAGCUACGGUAUCCUUCUUGUUCCAUAAAGCAUGGGUGGCGAUAUCCAGGCGUUGGAGAGUUUCAGUGUUAUGACAAGUAUCUCUUGAAGAGCCUGAGAAAGGCAGCAGAAUCAAGAGGGAACCUGUUCUGGGCUCGAGGCCCAGAUAACGCCGGCUCCUACAAUUCCCAACCGCAGGGAACAGGUUUCUUCUGUGAUGGAGGUGACUACGAUGGUCUCUACGGAAGAUUCUUUCUCAAAUGGUAUUCACAGGUUUUGAUAGAUCACGCUGACCAAAUCCUCUCUCUCGCUAAACUAGUCUUCGACAGUACCUGCAUUGCCGCAAAGCUCCCAGACGUCCACUGGUGGUACAGAACAGCAAGCCACGCGGCAGAGCUAACCGCUGGAUUCUUCAACCCGAGCAACCGAGAUGGUUAUGCAGCAGUUGCAUCAACACUAAAGAAGCAUGGUGCCACUUUGAGUUUUGUAUCCGGAGAAGUGCAAGUUCUAAACCGUCCCGAUGACUUCUCUGGAGCACUAGGAGAACCUGAGGCAGUAGCUUGGCAGGUGUUAAACGCUGCGUGGGACACAGAUACACCGAUUGCUCGAGAGAACUCGCUUCCUUGCCAAGAUAGAGUUGGGUAUAACAAAAUGUUAGAAAGCGUCAAGUUUCCGAACGAUCCAGAUAGAAGGCAUUUGUCAUCAUUUGCCUAUAGUAGGCUCCUCCCAGCUCUUAUGGAAGGACAUAACAUCGUCGAAUUCGAGCGGUUUGUCAAAAAAUUGCAUGGUGAAGCUUUAAUGGAUCACCAUCAACAGGUUUAG
Messenger RNA from Microthlaspi erraticum, 2052 nucleotides. The record is from the annotation of a GenBank genome assembly. NCBI's taxonomy places the organism in Eukaryota, Viridiplantae, Streptophyta, Magnoliopsida, Brassicales, Brassicaceae.